AUUCUGCGCCUGACCCAGGCAGGAGGAGGCAGUGCAGCUAUAGGAUUGUGCCAUGCUGUGCCCAGCCAGCUGCUGCCACCAUCUACAGUCACUGUGCUGAUGCCACCUGCACUUCCCUACUAAGGAAGGAUCCCUCACUCUUUCUUCCCAGGACCACCAUACCCAGCUGUCUGCCAGCUUCACCCUCCAGGACUGGCACAUACCUCUGCCCUGUCCUGAUCUGCUCCUGGAUCAUUACCCGAGAGGAGGCUGGACUGGGUCACUCUCUAGCUUUUUUGGAUAUUGACCACUGAGGACCUACAACAACCUGCUCUAUACAAUUUCUAUUUCUACACAUUCAUUUUUUGGGGGAAAAAAAAAAAAUCCCCAAGUUCCCCAGGAUGACCCCUGAAUACUUCUUGAGGUCCUUGUUGAUGAUGAUUUUAGCAGUUUUCUCCGCCAAUGCUAGCAACUGGCUGUACCUUGCAAAACUGUCCUCGGUAGGCAGCAUUUCAGAGGAGGAAACUUGUGAGAAGCUCAAGGGAUUAAUUCAACGCCAGGUGCAAAUGUGCAAGCGGAAUCUGGAAGUCAUGGAUUCCGUAAGGCGAGGGGCUCAGCUGGCCAUUGAAGAAUGCCAGUAUCAGUUUAGGAAUCGACGCUGGAACUGCUCAACACUCGACACAUUGCCUGUUUUUGGAAAAGUGGUGACACAGGGCACCAGGGAAGCAGCUUUUGUGUAUGCAAUAUCUUCGGCAGGUGUUGCCUUUGCAGUGACCCGGGCAUGCAGCAGUGGAGACCUAGAAAAAUGUGGCUGUGAUAGGACUGUUCAUGGGGUCAGCCCUCAAGGGUUCCAGUGGUCCGGCUGUUCGGAUAAUAUUGCUUAUGGAGUGGCCUUUUCCCAGUCAUUUGUAGAUGUAAGAGAGAGAAGCAAAGGUGCAUCGUCCAGUAGAGCGCUAAUGAAUCUCCACAAUAAUGAAGCAGGACGGAAGGCCAUCCUCAACAACAUGCGAGUAGAAUGCAAGUGUCAUGGCGUCUCCGGAUCAUGUGAAGUGAAGACCUGCUGGAAAGCCAUGCCUCCAUUUCGCAAAGUCGGAAACGUUCUGAAGGAAAAAUUUGAUGGAGCAACUGAAGUGGAGCAGAAAAAAAUUGGAACAACCAAAGUUUUGGUUCCCAAAAAUUCUCAGUUUAAACCACACACGGACGAAGACCUGGUCUAUUUAGAUUCCAGUCCCGAUUUCUGCGACCAUGACUUAAAGAAUGGUGUUUUAGGAACUACUGGCCGGCAAUGCAACAAGACUUCCAAAGCCAUCGAUGGUUGCGAGCUUAUGUGCUGUGGUCGAGGGUUUCAUACAGAAGAAGUCGAAAUUACAGAAAGGUGCAGUUGUAAGUUCCACUGGUGCUGCUUCGUCAAAUGUAAACAGUGCCAUAAAGUGGUAGAGAUGCACACGUGUCGGUGAUCAGCCUCUUCUACCAGAAUAGACAGUUCUUUUCUCUACACACCACCCAUGUCAUUCCUUCCACCACGACAGGUGAAGCUCCACAAACUGCCGGAAAAAAAUGAUAAAGCGGGACAAUGGAUUUUUUUUUAAAGAAUAUUUAAAGUCCCCAGAUAUCAUUGAUGUAUAUUUGUAUCCUUGUUCUUAUUUAUUGCCGACAAACAUUGAGGUUUUCAGCCAGUGCUUCCCAUCUACAUGUGGUGAAAAUGACUUUUUGUGUUGCUGCUUCUAUAGGGACGGAGACCGAGACAUGACCUGCAAAAAUCUGCUGAAGGAACGGAACUCCAACAAAUUCUAUAAAAAAAGAAAAGAAAAAGGACUUUAAAAAAAUGUAAUUCAAAAGGUUGAGAGAAACUUAUAUAGGAUGACCACUAUCCACCUUGUUAUUCCAGUGACAUUUAACUAACUUCCACCCAAUGACCAAAAUAACGAAUGAAAAAGUUUCAUUAUAUUUUUUUGAAAUGGAAACAAAAAUGUUAGCAUAGGUAUUUUAUAUCUAUAUCAAUGUAUAUAAAUAUAUAUUCAUGUUUUGUAUUACAAAUAUUUCUGUACAAAAAAAGAUUAUUAAGCCCGGUUCGAGGUCAUUACACAGGUUUUUCACAUCUUUUCCCGUUUCUUGAGGAAAGACAGAGCUGUAAGCUCGUUUUUACGUAGAAUUUUUUUCCCAUUUCUCAGAUUUUCCUGCUGAACUCAGGGGAGUUAUACGGUGCCGCGAGUAAUACGGCGGCAAAACUGCAGCCUUGGAACUAAAUUAAAGAACAACCCUAGUCAUAAGUGACCUACCUGUUCACAUAUAUAGUCUUGUCCAUAGGGGGCAUUAUUAUAGUCAUUUGCGCUGAUGUAGAUCAGAUCUCGAAAGGACUUGAAAAGUAACAACCACUUUUUGAAACCAGAAAUCUGCUUAGAGCAGACGCCACUUCCCUUGCCUCCGCUCAUCUUGGCAGCUCAUACAACUCAGCAGGGGGCACCAUUGCGCCCAGGAAGAAAAAGAAAAUCUUCGGUCCAUCGUAAGGAAUAUUGGAAGAGACAUAUAGAAUUUUUCAAAACAAAAAAUAUAUAUUUAGCAAAAUCUAUCUUUUAAAUGACUUUACCAUUUAACAUAGCGUUUUACUGCACUAUUUAUGUUAAUAUCAAUUAUGACUGGAGUUGCUCUUAAAAAUUCUGGAACAAAAUAGAACAUGU
This is a messenger RNA of Hyla sarda, 2657 nucleotides long. RefSeq names its product Wnt family member 4 (gene WNT4). Gene Ontology annotation, molecular function: cytokine activity; frizzled binding. The record is from RefSeq and is a predicted model, not a curated record. The transcript is spliced from 5 exons. Gene Ontology annotation, cellular component: extracellular region. Gene Ontology annotation, biological process: cell fate commitment; canonical Wnt signaling pathway; neuron differentiation. Lineage: Eukaryota; Metazoa; Chordata; Amphibia; Anura; Hylidae. The coding region runs from base 381 to 1436 and encodes 351 amino acids.